CUAGAGAGGAACAACAAGCUGCUGCUGCUUCUUCUUCCAGAAGUUUCUUCAGUCCAUGAAUCCUGAAAGUGUGUGACGGUGGAGCAGCAGUGAGUUGAACAGGUGAAGAUGGAUUCCACUGGAGAACAGCAGACAAAAGUGGAGUCUUCAGCGUCCAGCUGUGUGAGCAUGAGGAGUGACCAGUCCAGAGAUAACAAUCCAUUCUUCAGUAAUGAAAAUGAACAACAAAGAGGUCAGCAGCUCACAAAGAGAAUCCAAUCUUCCGCGUCCAGCGAUGUGUCCAUGAGGAGUAACCAGUCCAGAGACAACAACCCAUUCUUCAGUUCUGAAAAUGAACAGCAAAAAGGUCAGGAGCUCAAACAGAGAGUUCAGUCUUCAGCGUCCAGCUGUGUGUCCAUGAGGAGUGACCAGUCCAGAGACAACAACCCAUUCUUUGGUGCUGAAGAUGAACCAAAAGGUCAACAGCUCAAACAGAGAGUUCAGUCUUCAGCGUCCAGCUGUGUGUCCAUGAGAAGUGACCAGUCCAGAGACAACAACCCAUUCUUCAGUUCUGAAAAUGAACAACAGAGAAAAAGGAGGACUGAUGUUUGUGAUGAGGAGCUGCUGUCCUGCUGUUCUUUGUGUCAGGAGGUUCUGAGGAAUCCAGUAUCUACCAUCUGUGGACACUGGUACUGCAGGCAGUGCAUCACCUCAUACUGGGACCAGUCUGAUCCAUCAGGACUCUGCUCCUGUCCACAGUGUGGAGAGAAAUCAGGACGCAGAGAAGGACUACAGACCAUCAGUCAGAACAGAACUGCUCAAAGUAAAACUGAACAUUUUUUAGCAGAUGUUGGUCUGCAGGAGCUUUUAGAUGAACAUCAGAUCAGUGUGAAGAGGAGGCAUGAAAAUGCAUCUGAGGGAACUGAUGACACAGGAAGAGAAACUCCCCUCAAAAAGAUCUACACUGAGCUCUACAUCACAGCAAGACUGAGAGAAGAGGUUCAUAGCCAACAUGAAGUGAGGCAGCUUGAGACAGCCUGCAUAAUCAACUCCCCCCAUGAUGUUCCUGUCAGGUGUCAUGACAUCUUCAAGGUCCUAACUGACCAACAUGGACCCAUCAGAGUGGUUCUGACCAGUGGUGUUGCUGGAGUUGGAAAAACCUUCUUGGUGCAGAAGUUCACUCUGGACUGGGCCGAGGGCUUGGAGAACCAAGACAUCAGUGCAGUGAUUCCUCUUUCAUUCAGGGAGAUGAACUUGAUCAGAGAUGAGCAGCACAGUCUUCUCACUCUCAUCCAAGUUUUCUAUCCAACCUUCCAGAAGAUCACAGCAGAGCAGCUGUCUGUCUGUAAACUUCUCUUCAUCUUUGAUGGUCUGGAUGAAAGCAGACUUUCUCUGGACUUCAACAACAGUCAGGUGGUGUCUGAUGUCACUCAGAAGUCAUCAAUCAAUGUUCUUCUGACAAACCUCAUCCAGGGACAUCUGCUUCCCUCAGCUCUAAUCUGGAUCACUUCCAGACCUGCAGCAACCAAUCAGAUCCCUCCUUCAUGUGUCUCCAGGGUAACAGAAGUACGAGGCUUCACUGACUCCCAGAAGGAGGAGUACUUCAGGAGGAGAUUCAGUGAUGAAGAUCUGUCCAGCAGAGUCUUCUCCCACAUCAAGGCCUCCAAGAGUCUCUUCAUCAUGUGUAGAGUUCCAGUCUUCUGCUGGAUCACUGCUGUGGUUCUGGAGCACAUGAUGGCCACAGAAAAGAUAGGAGACCUUCCCACCACUAUGACUGACUUGUACUCACACUUCCUGAUAGUCCAGACAAAGAGAAAGAAGAACAAAUACCAACAGGAGCAUGAAGAGAAUCCACAGGAGCUGACAGAGGCUGACAUGGACGUUCUCCUGAAGCUGGGGAGGCUGGCCUUUGAACAUCUGGAGAAAGGAAACAUCAUGUUCUACCAAGAAGACCUGGAGCAGUGUGGUCUGGAUGUCACAGAGGCUUCUUUGUACUCUGGAGUUUGUACUGAGAUCUUCAGAAGAGAGUGUGAGAUCUUCCAGAAAGCAGUUUACUGCUUUGUUCAUCUGAGUGUUCAGGAGUUUCUGGCUGCAGUUUACAUGAUCCACUGUUACAACAACAACAAGUCAGAGGUGGUGGAGACAUUUCUGUUGGAUCAAACAGAAAAUUCAUCUUCAAAUAAAUCUUCCUUAACUUUGAUAGACUUUUUGAGCAACAUGUUGAAGAAAUCCCUACAGAGUCAAAAUGGUCACUUGGAUCUGUUUGUUCGUUUUCUUCAUGGUCUUUGUGAGGAGUCCAACCAGAGAUUGUUAGGGAGCCUUUUGGGUCAAGCAGAGAAUAGUCCAGAAGACAUCCAGACAGUCGUUGAUAAUCUCAAAAAAAUGAAAACAUGUGAAAUAAAUCCCGACAGAGGCAUCAACAUCUUCCAGUGUCUGAUGGAGAUGAAGGACUUCUCAGUUCAUCAGGAGAUGCUAGAGUUCCUCAAGUCAAUGAACCCAUCAGGAAAGAACCUCUCAGAGAUGCACUGCUCAGCUAUGGCCUACAUGCUGCAGAUGUCAGAGGAGGUAGUAGAUGAACUGGAUCUGAACAAGUUCAACACAACACCUUUAGGUCGUAUAAGACUGAUCCCAGCGGUGAGGAACUGCAUGAAGUUCAGGUUCAACUCAAGAUCACUAGUUGGAAAACCAAAAGACAGCCCAUGCCCUAAUGUGCCUGAACCACCUGACCUUUAUUGGGAUAUUGUGGCCUCAGCGCUGAAGUCCAACCCCUCCCAUUUGACAGAAAUGGAUUUGAGUGGGAGCAACCUGCAUGAUCUAGCUGUGAAGUACCUGUGUGAAGGACUGGAGAGUCCAAACUGCAAACUGGAAGUUCUAAGAUUGAAGAACUGCAGAAUGUCAAAGGUCAGCUGUGAUCUUCUGGUCUCAACUGUGAAGUCCAACCCGUCCCACCUGACAGAACUGGAUCUGAGUAAGAACAAUCUGCAGCGGUCAGACGUUCAGCAGCUCAUUGAUCUGUUACAGAGUCCAGACAGCAAACUGGAGACUCUGAGGUGGCUCUGAUGGUCUGUCAGAUGAAGCAGCAGUUUGACUGCAGAUGUUCUGCUGCUGAAAGAGGAGAGGGGAGUGAUGGAGGAGUCAGAGGAGAAGUUUCAGAGUUUAAUGUGAACUCUGACGUAAGAUCAGUUUUUUUUUAAAUAUAUUUCUUUUGAAUCGGCUUCAAGCUUUUGUUUCCAUUUAAACCUGUAGUUUUAGGCUCCGAAAAUACUUUAGCGAUAAAAAUGAAAGACAAAAUGUUUGGGAAAAAGGAUUUAGUUACAUUCCUCACAGAUUACAUAUUGUCUUAUCAGUUUAUCAAGCUGAAAUCAACAAACUGAUCUUUUUCUUACAUUUAGGUCAAGUUUAGCUCCUGUUAGUCAGAUUUACUUUCUUGGAGUGGUUAUUGUUUUGUGUUUAAUGUUUGUUUUUUUAUGUUUUGUGUACACUGUCUUCUUCUGGGGUGAACUGAGAGGUAUUACUGUCUUUAUCAGUUUUCCAACAAAUAUUUGAUGAUAAAAUAAAGGCCUUUUGCAGCAUCCUGUGCUGCAUAAGGCCUUUAUAAUUCAUAAGGCCCACAGCAGCCUGAGCUGUUAACGUUUAUUUUAUUUUUUUUUUCGCUAAAUAACUUAAUUAGAGACAAAAUACAAGUUCCUUAACUGUUGAAAACUGGUUAACUUAUCCAACUGAGGCGUGAAAUAUUGAAUGAAUGAAUUAAUAUUUUAUUUAAGUGUCAUGUGUAAUAUUAAUAAAACGUAAAGGAACUUAAGGGAAACCAAAAAUAGACAAAGCUGAAACUGUUAAGUAAAAGUUUAACAAAUAAAAACAAGAAAUUUGCCUCAUACCAUGAUAUGAACCAGACUAAGCAUGCUUCGAUGUCAGCGGACAAAGGUAUGACAAUAUCAGGAGAGCCAUGAACUUACGGUCAAUAUCAAUGAAGAGAAAUACACCGACGAUGUUUCUCGGUUUAGACCAGAGUUAAUUUCGUUGAUGAAAAAUUUUCGUCAACGACAUUUUUCACCCGAUGAAAACAAAACAAAAACUCCCGCUCAGACACAAUGACUUUAACUAAAUUGAUCGUCAUUUUCAUCAACGAAUGAAAAUGAAACCUAAGUGCUCUUCAAAGACGACAUCCAAUCAUAACGACUGCUAGUGGAGAAGGGCGGGAGCAAAUGGAAAGCGAUCCAAUCAGAAUAUAUAGCCCUUCAGCCCUCCGGGAAGACGCUAAUUCAAUGAAUUGUGUCUGUGAUAUCGGUGAAAAAUGUCUUCUCGAGGUACAAAAAGAAGAUAUAAAUAUAUAUAGGGACACAUUUUACAUUUAAAGCAACCCUCAAACAGAUUAUCUGAAAUAGUUGUUUUAAGGGGUUACUCUAGCCAAGCUAAUUAGCGCCAGUACUGCGCGGGGGAGGAGCGCUUUUCUUCACGUGAGUGAAGCUCUGAAGCUCAGAGGUUUACAUUUAAAUGGAAGUAAUACUUGUUUUGUUUUAGCAUGACGUUUGUAAAGUUAUAAACCGAUGUUGUGUAUUUUUGAGCGCUAGCAGCUCCGCUGCUUCUUUAGAUCAACAAGCAGUCACCGUUUUAAUGUCCUACUCCAUUACGUCUUACAUGAUAACAGCCCUUUAUUGGCUGGUCGUGGUAUUACAAUUCACCACACAUGCUGGUCACGCAUAUAUUAAAGGCUCACAUGCCUCCCAAAUAGCAAAUGACAUGUGUUGGGAUAGCUUACUCUAUCUAUAGUGAGUGUUUUUUUUUUUCAUGUUCAGACAUUUAUUAUAAAUAGGAUGGAAAUUUAUUUGAAUGUGUUUUAAGUUGUAAAAGCAAGUUUGGAAAGCAAAGUGAAGUAUUUUUUUUAACUAAAUAGUAAAAACACUGUGUGUUACUCAUAUGAUCAUACUUAGUAAAUUUAAUAAAAAUGCUUUACCGUUACUCUAACUUUUUGUCGACUAAAUAUCUACUGUAAUUUAGUCAACAAAAAUUUGACCAAAAUGAAUAGUAUCUACAUGACUAAAUUGUGACUAAAACUAAAUCUUACUUUAGUUAAGAGACUAUGACUAAAACUACAUUAAAAUUCUCCGUCAAAAUUAACGCUGGUUUAGACCCGGAGACAGCACUUGAACAAGUAGACGUGUUUUUCUGGAGAAAUCACUUAGAGAUAUGGGUUUCAAAAAUGUCUCUGCCAUAAUUUUUCCCUUUUGGAGCGAGGCACGUAACAGGAAGAUGUCAUAUCCUACAUAUGUGUGCUCUAAGUAUCGAGUUGCUGGCAGAACAAAUAAGAGGUGACCCUUGAGUACAGGGAUUAAGGGAUGAUGCAAAUAUCCAUUAUUUGCUUGCACUCUUUGCAGAUGACAUCCUACUGUUUGAUGUAAACCAGGGCAACUCUGUCCCUGCCUAAAUGAAUACAGCAGUGUCUCAGGAUACAGAAUACAGGAUGCUAGCCCACCACAAAAGCUAAGACAGAUCUAUUUGAUAGAGUUUUGACUGCCCAACUUGAGAUAAAAAAUGUACAAAUUUUCCCAAAGAUGGUCAACUCUUUGGGGAAGAAUUUAGUUUGGUCCCUAAAUGUAUCUGUUAUACUACCUCCAUUCUAUAUCCGUAUUAAGUAUUGUUCUUUACUUGCUACAAUAGUCCAAUGUUAACAUAUAUUUCUGUUUCUUAGUUAUAAUUGCCUGUAUUUUUUUCAUC
Messenger RNA from Oryzias melastigma (Indian medaka), 5694 nucleotides. Its product is annotated as protein NLRC3. NCBI's taxonomy places the organism in Eukaryota, Metazoa, Chordata, Actinopteri, Beloniformes, Adrianichthyidae. The record is from RefSeq and is a predicted model, not a curated record. The coding region runs from base 109 to 3039 and encodes 976 amino acids. The transcript is spliced from 11 exons.